Molecule: messenger RNA, 844 nt
Organism: Spea bombifrons (plains spadefoot toad)
Lineage: Eukaryota; Metazoa; Chordata; Amphibia; Anura; Pelobatidae
Gene: VSNL1
Product: visinin like 1
Exons: 4
Coding region: 165-740 (191 amino acids)
Molecular function (GO): calcium ion binding
Source: RefSeq, a predicted model, not a curated record
AUUCUGCAGCACAGAGCGGAGUACGGGCGCCGAUCAGGAGGGAUUUAAAGCGAAGCAGCACGCCCGCGAUCACCCCGAGUCUAACAGAUCUACUCCCCGAAACACCGCUCGCACCGUGCCCGGGACAGCCGAGGGUACUCCGCUGUGUUUGCAUCAGAAUCAAAAUGGGCAAACAAAACAGCAAGCUGGCUCCAGAGGUGAUGGAAGAUCUGGUCAAGAGCACGGAGUUUAAUGAGCAUGAGUUGAAACAGUGGUACAAAGGCUUCCUGAAGGACUGCCCAAGUGGACGGUUGAACCUUGACGAGUUCCAACAGCUGUAUGUAAAGUUCUUCCCGUAUGGAGAUGCAUCAAAGUUUGCCCAGCACGCCUUUAGAACCUUUGAUAAAAACGGGGACGGAACAAUUGAUUUUAGAGAGUUUAUCUGCGCUCUGUCUAUUACCUCAAGGGGAAGCUUUGAACAGAAACUUAACUGGGCCUUCAAUAUGUACGACUUGGAUGGCGAUGGUAAAAUUACACGAGUGGAAAUGUUGGAGAUCAUAGAGGCUAUUUAUAAAAUGGUGGGCACCGUCAUAAUGAUGAAAAUGAACGAGGACGGCCUCACGCCCGAGCAGAGGGUAGACAAGAUAUUUAGCAAGAUGGAUAAGAACAAAGACGACCAAAUCACGCUGGACGAAUUCAAAGAAGCCGCAAAGAGCGACCCCUCCAUUGUAUUACUGCUGCAGUGUGACAUUCAGAAAUGAGCUCAUCUGGAAGCGUUCAGGACUGCACCGAAAUCUUAAUGUUCCAUUCAGUUUGCAGCUAUUUCCACGACUAAAUUAAAAAAAAAAAACGAAAACGAAAAAAA